This is a messenger RNA of Westerdykella ornata, 1545 nucleotides long. RefSeq names its product FabD/lysophospholipase-like protein. The record is from RefSeq and is a predicted model, not a curated record. The transcript has 4 exons. Gene Ontology annotation, cellular component: membrane. The coding region runs from base 1 to 1545 and encodes 514 amino acids. Gene Ontology annotation, biological process: arachidonate metabolic process. NCBI's taxonomy places the organism in Eukaryota, Fungi, Ascomycota, Dothideomycetes, Pleosporales, Sporormiaceae.
AUGAGCGGAGCAUCCUUGCCAGGACCCUCAGAAGCGGUCCCCCAAGGAGUCCAUCGAUCCCAGACGGGAGAAUCUUUCAUAUUUGCAAAUGGAAAUAGUGCGCACUGGAGAGAACGCAAUCUUCUCAGCCUAGACGGCGGAGGGAUACGCGGAUACUGGUCUCUCUUGGUCUUGGAGAGAUUAAUGGCGGCGAUAGCUCGCGAGGAGCGAGAACAUACAGCUGCAGGGCAACGUUCUGACAGCUUUUGGCCUGCGACUCGUCCACGAAACGUCGUGCAUACCUGGAGAAGUUCUAGCGAGACAGAAGAUGAAGAAGUAGAGUCGCAAACCCCCAUCUUUCUGCCAUGUCACUACUUCGACAUCAUCUGUGGGUCGAGCACUGGGAGGUUCCGCAUGACAGUCCAAGACUGUCUGUACGAGUACGAACGAAUGAGUAACCACAUAUUCGGGAAACCACGGUGGGUUUCCCAGCGUAAUAUAGGGAUUGUUCGCUGGCCGAAAUACAGUUCUAAGGCCAUGGAAAGAGCAUUUACGGACGUAACACGUCGGCGUGGGGAGACUCCUGUGCGCGGCCAGCUCACGCAUACCCCACCAUAUUUCCCUACUAUCCCGGGCACAUGUGCCAUGUAUGUGCUUCUACCUAUUCUGUCUCACUUGCAGCUGUUUGUCACAACCAAUCGUCGCAUCAAGUCGGCCAGUGCUGCGCGCCCUGGCGUUCAACGUUUGUAUCUGAUCCGGUCCUAUGAUCAUAAGACAAAGCCUGGCACACCGAACACGGAGAUAAAUAAUUUCGGGAAAGCCGAGCAAAUGGAAAUCUGGCAAGUUGCCCGUGCUGCCACGGCCGCACCCAUGUACUUCAGAGAAAUCAAAUUCACACCUCCCCACUCACGAGACAGAUAUUAUUUCUCGGAUGGAGGGUUUGGACACACUAAUAAUCCAACUGAAGUUGGUAUCCAAGAAAUACAACUUCGUUUCGGGGCAGAAUCUGUGGGGGCAGUCGUCAGUAUCGGCACCGCAAGGGCAGAUGAUGACAACUCGGGCGGACGAAGUAUCUUCAAAAGGGUGCACAAUGCCUUCAGUAUUGCAACUAACCCUCGGAUUGUUGCCAACCAGGUACGAAGGCGAAAUCUUCCCCACUACUGGCGUUUGAAUGAUGAGGAGGGGCUCAGGAUGGAGCUGGAUGACUGGCAGCCAAAUGGCCUUACCACAAGCAAGGAAAAUCGAGGCAGGAAGACACUGCAAGAGAUAAGGGCACGCUUCAACGAAUGGGCGCUUGUUUACGAGAACGACGAAUCGAUACGGGCGUGUGCACGGGAAUUGGUACGACGCCGAAGGGCUAGGAUUCAGGACGGCGCCCGCUGGGAGGUCUACGCGACCGGAGCUUCCAAUUUCCGCUGUCGGCACGAACAUUGCCCAGAGACCCCGUUCCCUACGCGGGAUCAUUUUCGAGAACACUGGCAUCAAUGUCACGAGGACAAUCAUGAAGACGCCGACCGAUGCAGGGAGCCCGAGUUUACUAUAUGGCGAUAUCGCAAUGACACCUAA